AUGGAUGUGGAGGAUGCCUCAAAUAUACACCUGAACAUCUCAGCCACACCUGAAAGGGCUUUUCUCAGUGAAAAAGUGCCCCAGUCUGUUGCAGACAGCGAAGGACGAAUGGCAUACAGCCUGGAUGAAACCACUCCAGUAAUUUCUACGGAGCAGGUGCAAAUAAGGAAUAGAUGGCUCUACCUUGCUGUGUUUUCUGCUGUUCUGGGCAAUUUCAAUUUUGGAUUUGCUUUGGUGUACCCCUCCCCCGUGAUUCCUCAACUUAGCAGGAGUAAUGACCCUCGACUACAAAUGGACACCCAUCAGACAUCUUGGUUUGGUUCAAUAUUUAGCCUUGGAGCAGCUGUAGGGGGUUUUAGUGCCAUGUUGCUGAUAGACAGAGUUGGAAGAAAGCUAAGCAUCAUGAUGUCAGCAGUGCCAUCUGUUGUCGGUCUCCUUGUGAUGGGAGCAGCACAAGAAGUCUGGAUGUUAUUACUGGGCAGAUUUCUGACUGGCAUUGCUGGUGGAAUAACUGUUAGCACCAUUCCUGUUUAUGUUUCUGAGAUAUCACACCCAUCUGUGAGAGGUGCUCUGGGGUCCUGUCCUCAAAUCACAGCUGUCUUUGGAAGUCUUGCCCUCUAUGCUCUUGGCUUAGUUUUUCAGUGGAGGUGGCUGGCUGUGAUUGGGGAAGUUCCAGCUGUGGUCAUGCUUGUCCUCCUUUGCUUCAUGCCCAGUUCCCCACGUUAUCUCAUCACACACGGCAAAAAUGAAGAAGCACGACAAGCGCUUAAAUGGCUAAGAGGUCCCGACUCGGACUACUUGAAUGAAUUUAAUCAGAUUGAGCGCAGUAUUCAAUCUCAGGCUGAAUUUCAAUGGCGUGAACUGAGAAAUCCAUUCUACUAUAAGCCAAUCCUGAUAUCCAUCUUCAUGGGAUUCUUCCAGCAGAUCACUGGCGUAACACCCAUUCUGGUGUAUCUGGAGCCAAUUUUUCAGAGAACAGCCAUUUCACUGGACCCUAAAUACAGUGCUGCAUUGGUGGGGUUAGUAAGAUUGUUCUCUGUCAGUAUUGCAGCCAGUUUGAUGGAUAAAGCUGGCAGGAAAGCUCUACUCUUCACAUCAGGAUUUCUGAUGUAUUUGUCCAUGCUUUCAAUGACCAUGUACACCCACAAAACACCCUGCCCCAUUGUGAACCUCACUAGUGUCCCAGAAGACUUGCUGAAGGGGGCGUAUGGAGCUUCUGUCUUUGACCCCAUUACCCUUAUUCCUCUCAUCAGCACAAUUGUCAUAAUUUUUGGUUAUGCUGUGGGUUGGGGUCCAAUUGCAUGGCUGAUGAUGUCAGAGAUCUUACCCCUGUGUGCACGAGGUGUGGUGUCUGGCCUGUCCGUUGUUGUUAGCUGGAUCACAUCAUUUGCUCUCACGCAACUAUUUAUGCAAGUGGUGGUGGCCUAUGGACUGUUUGUACCUUUUCUUUUCUUCUGUGUCGUCUGUGUGGUGGCUAUAAUUUUCACUGCAAAAUGUGUGCCAGAAACAAAAGGGCGAACUCUGGAGGAAAUAGAAAACUAUUUCAGGACUGGUCGUUCCUUCACCAUAAAUGAAGCCUAGAGUUAUCGGACAGCUCUAGUAAUUAUAUAUGAAAUUAGAUUUUAUAGUAUACUAUGCCAUUUACCAUUUACCAUAUUCCAAAAAUAUGUAUAUCUGG
Molecule: messenger RNA, 1678 nt
Organism: Xyrauchen texanus (razorback sucker)
Lineage: Eukaryota; Metazoa; Chordata; Actinopteri; Cypriniformes; Catostomidae
Product: solute carrier family 2, facilitated glucose transporter member 6-like
Exons: 11
Coding region: 1-1581 (526 amino acids)
Biological process (GO): transmembrane transport
Cellular component (GO): membrane
Molecular function (GO): transmembrane transporter activity
Source: RefSeq, a predicted model, not a curated record